Molecule: messenger RNA, 1432 nt
Organism: Naegleria gruberi
Lineage: Eukaryota; Heterolobosea; Eutetramitea; Acrasida; Naegleriidae
Product: mitochondrial citrate synthetase
Exons: 1
Coding region: 26-1402 (458 amino acids)
Biological process (GO): carbohydrate metabolic process; citrate metabolic process; tricarboxylic acid cycle
Cellular component (GO): mitochondrial matrix
Source: RefSeq, a predicted model, not a curated record
CAACACCAUCUGUAUAACAUAAAAAAUGAGAUCUUCUCUUAAACUCACCAAGAUCCUCUCCAAGGCUUCUACUCAACAAAGAUAUUACUCUGCUGAAUUAAAGUCAAUUUUGGCUGCUCAAAUUCCACAAAAGCAAGCCGAACUCAAGGAAAUUAAAGAAAAAUUUGGUAAUGUCUCCCUCGGUGAUACUACUGUUAGAAUGGCCUAUGAAGGUAUGAGAGGUAUCAAGGGUUUAGUCACUGAAACUUCUCUCUUGGAUCCUGAAGAAGGUAUCAGAUUCAGAGGUUACAGCAUUCCAGAAUGUCAAGAAAAGUUGACAAAGGCUCAAGGUGGUCAAGAACCUCUCCCAGAAGCUAUGUUGUGGUUGUUGUUAACUGGUGAAGUCCCAACUCCUCAACAAACCGAAGGUUUGAGAGCUGACUUGCAACAAAGAGCCCAACAAGUUGAUCCAAAAACUGUUGAAUUCGUUAAAUCCAUCCCAAAUAAUCUCCACCCAAUGACACAAUUCUCUAUGGCUAUCUUGGCUUUGCAAAAGGACUCUAAGUUUGCUCAAGCUUAUCAAGAUGGUGUUCACAAGAGAGAAUACUGGAUUCAUACUUAUGAAGAUGUUUUGAACUGUAUUGCUCGUUUGCCACUUGUUGCUUCUAUUAUCUACAGAAAGACUUAUCACAAUGGUCAAUAUAUUAAGAGUGAUUCAUCAUUGGAUUGGGCUGCCGAUUAUGCCUCAAUGAUGGGUUUCGGUGGAAACAAGCAAAUUGCUGAAUUGUUCCGUUUAUAUUUGUCUAUUCACACUGACCAUGAAGGUGGUAACGUUUCUGCUCACGCUACUCACCUUGUUGGUUCUGCUCUCUCCGAUCCAUACUUGUCACUCUCUGCUGGUAUGAACGGUUUGGCUGGUCCAUUGCAUGGUUUGGCCAAUCAAGAAGUUUUGAAAUGGUUGAAGGAAGUUCAAAAGGAUUUGAAUGGAAGAGAACCAACUAAGGAAGUUUUAAGACAAUUAAUUUGGGAUACUUUGAAUGGUGGACGUGUCGUUCCAGGUUACGGUCACGCUGUUUUGAGAAAGACUGACCCAAGAUAUACUUGUCAAAGAGAAUUUGCUCAAAAGUACAUGAAGGACGAUCCAUUGUUCAAAUUGGUUUCUACUUUAUAUGAAGUUGUUCCUGAUGUUUUGACUGAACACGGAAAGACCAAGAAUCCAUGGCCAAACGUUGAUGCCCACUCUGGUUGUUUGUUGCAACAUUACGGACUCGUUGAAGAAGAUUAUUACACUGUCAUGUUUGGUGUUUCUCGUGGUAUUGGUGUUUUGUCUAGUUUAUUGUGGGACAGAGCUUUGGGUCUCCCAAUUGAAAGACCAAAAUCUGUGACUACUGAAUGGAUUAAGAAACACGUCAAGAUGAACUAAAUAAAUCUCUAAAAUAUCUAAGUUAUUUGU